AGUGAGUCAGGCCAUCCAUGUAAACAGAGGGCGGUUUGAUAGGGAUUGGGUAUUAAAUUAAUAGAUUGCUAUGACAGAGAGCUGUGUCAUUUCCGGGAAAGGGAUCCAGGUCUCUAUAAAACUGCUCCUCUCCCGGGGACCUUCAUUCCCACUUCUCGCUUUCCUCUCGAGCUCAGGCCACCCCGACACUCGACGAUGUGCUCCCGACAGGACAAGGACCAGUGCCACAGGCAGGAGCGCUACACCCCUCAGAGCAGCGGCGGCUGCCACAGCUCUGGUGGCGGUGGCGGCUGCCACAGCUCUGGCGGUGGCGGUGGCGGCUGCCACAGCUCCGGCGGUGGCGGCAGUGGUUGCCACAGCUCUGGUGGUGGUGGCGGCUGUCACAGCUCCGGCGGUGGUGGCUGCCACAGCUCUGGUGGCGGCUGCCACGGCUCCGGUGGAAGCUAUGGGAAGCCCCAGAUACCAUGCCAGCAGCAGCAGCAGCAGAAGCACAUCCCGCAGGUGCCCUCGCAGAAGAUGAAGUGAUGGGGUGUCCCACACGUCCCAGCUCCGCCAGCAAAGGCCGCACAGGGACCAGCUCCCUCUGGCCUCCCCAAAGCUUUACAAGCCUCAGGGCUGCCCAGCUGCAAACCCUCUCCCCUGCCCUCCAGGGCCAUCACUUGUGGGGAUGGGAAUCACUCGUGCUUCCCUGCUCCCUCUGCCUGAUGCAUCAGGCUGCGCUUUGACCCCAUGAUGUACCUGUGAGACAAUAAAGCAUUACGUUCCUGA
Molecule: messenger RNA, 768 nt
Organism: Columba livia (rock pigeon)
Lineage: Eukaryota; Metazoa; Chordata; Aves; Columbiformes; Columbidae
Product: loricrin-like
Exons: 2
Coding region: 196-525 (109 amino acids)
Source: RefSeq, a predicted model, not a curated record